AUGAUUAUGCAUGAGCAGGUCUUCACUGUUCUCGCCUUGUCGAUUAUUACAGUGGUUACGUGCACUGUCGCGCACAAGCUUAUUCUACAUCCACUAGCUAAACAUCCAGGACCACUGUUUUCACGCAUCUCUGGAUGGCCAAAUUGGUACCAUGCUGCAAAAGGCGAUCGCCAUAUAUGGCUUUUACGACUUCAUUCGAAAUAUGGAUCAGCUGUGCGUUUCAGUCCAGAUUCAAUGUCUUUCAACACCCUGGCGGCCGUGGAAAACAUCUAUACAUCGAGAGAGGCCAACGUCCGUAAAGGCGACUGGUAUCAGUGCGUCAAAGACUCUGCAGGAGGUUUUGAGAGCACUUUUACUGCCCGCGACAAGGUCCGACAUGCGCUGAAACGACGGAUAUUGGCUCAUGCCUUUUCCGAGAGAGCACUUCGCGAUUACGAGUGCAGGAUCAAACGCUUGACCAAGGAGUGGCUGGACUAUCUCGUGACGGAAGGUAAGGGCAGCCGUACCGUUGAUUUUGCAGCUUGGGCCAACUAUAUUAUCUUUGACAUCCUUGGUGAUCUUUGCUAUGGGAAAGACUUUGGACUAAGAUAUUCGGAGAGGGACCGGUACGUGACUGAACUACUUCCGCGUACGACCCGGAUCUGGUACAUGCUCGGCUAUCACCCGUGGACCCACUUACUCCGGUACCUGCUCUUCAAAAAUAGCCUAACAAAUAAGUUAGGUCGGCUUUUUGUGCGGGAGAAUUCAAACUUCCGAGAGUUCUGCGUUGCAGCUUUGAUGUGGCGAAUGAAGAUGGGUAAAGCCUCGGACAAGGACGCGCCCGUCUCGCAAGACAUGUUUCAAUACCUUCUCAAGGCUCGAGAUCAAGAAACUGGAGAGGGUUUCUCAAUGGGAGAUCUUGGUGCAGAGAGCGUGUUACUCAUGAUAGCUGGAACCCACACUACUUCCAUCGCAAUUGCAGCAAUUAUCUUCUACCUGACGACGCAUGAAGAUAAAUUGGAGAAAGUCGCCGGGGAGAUACAGAAAGAAUUCCUCUCCAUCGAGGACAUGUCUUAUCGACGACUGGCAGCACUUCCAUACCUCCGGGCAUGCAUCAAUGAGGCAUUACGCUUAUGCCCACCUACUGCAGGCCACCUCCAACGGGAGGCGCUAAGUGGCGGUACCGUGAUUGAUGGAGUCCGGUAUCCAGAAGGCACCAAUCUGGGAGUCUCGGCUUAUGCUCUACAGCGUAAUCCCCACAUCUGGUUGAAUCCCAAUCAGUUUGAACCCGAAAGAUGGCUUCAGGAUGACGGCACCUUCAAUCAAAGAAGCCAGCCGAGGCUCAUCGCUUUUAGCUCUGGGCCUCUCGGGUGUCCCGGAAAACAGCUUGCAUACAUGGAAAUGUCGUUUGUUGUUGCUAUGCUGAUCUAUCAUCUUGAUAUCACCUUGAACAGAUCGGAGGGGUGCAAUGUGGACUACGUUAUUCGAGAUUGUUAUGUGGGCCAAAGUCGGGGUCCUCGGUUACACAUCCGUACUCGCGAGUAG
Paraphaeosphaeria sporulosa is the source of this 1524-nucleotide messenger RNA. RefSeq names its product cytochrome P450. Bases 1 to 1524 code for a protein of 507 amino acids. Gene Ontology annotation, molecular function: monooxygenase activity; iron ion binding; oxidoreductase activity, acting on paired donors, with incorporation or reduction of molecular oxygen. The record is from RefSeq and is a predicted model, not a curated record. Lineage: Eukaryota; Fungi; Ascomycota; Dothideomycetes; Pleosporales; Didymosphaeriaceae. The transcript is spliced from 2 exons.